GUUGAUCAAAGGAGGGGAAACGAUUAGGUUUCAUUGUCUCUUUCAAGUUUUCGCUCCCAAUGAGUUCCUACCUAGCCAAGGUUGAGAUCUAUGGCUUGCACAAUCCUCGUAUAUAAGAUCAGCUUCUCGACAACAAGUGAAACUCGACGUUCUUCAACUCACCUGCAAUGUCCGAAAACAUGUCAAACAAACUAUCACUUUUCGAAACACUCCCACAGGAGCUUAUUUACGAAAUAGUCAACGAUCUUGAACGCCAUGACCUCUCAUGCCUUUCGAGAACCAGCAAAACGCUACGAUUCAGGACACUUGGAAGUUUAAUGAAAAUCAUUAGAUUCAAAUGGCAUGCGGACAAGCAAUGUAAGCAUUCUCCUUGCAGCAUAGUUAAUGCCAAACUUGAUUGCUAUAGGCUCUGUGAGCCACGAAUCAACUUACUCCUGCGAACCUUUAUGGAAAAUCCCACACUCGCUGAUCUAGUGACUGGACUCGAAUUUACGGUCGGGAAAAACCCCUAUGGAACUAGACAACUAAUACAGGGGGAAAUCCGGGUUUACCAAUCGGAUCAUCCGAGUCGAAUGGGAAUCAAUGGUGGAGCGCUGGAAUCGGGGAGAGGAAUGGCUGUCCCCAAGACGCAAUUUCCAGACAUACUCUCGCACAAAUAUUGGAAGCGUGAUGUUGCGCAUCAUCCAGGUCUGCCAAUCGUUCUCCUCUCAUGGUCAUGUCCAAAUCUGUCUUUGUUUCGGGUCGAUUCGGCAUUUUUGCAGGACAACGAGUACUUCGAAAACAUGGUUGCUAAACUUGAUUACACCAAUAACGAUGAUCGAUCAUACUCGGGGUUCCAGAAAUUACGAGCCGUCAAGCUGGAGGAUAAAGGAUGGGCAAAGGAUCCUAUACUCAAGCCGUACCUUCAUCUUCUUAGGUGUCCCACGCUCGAGGAGUUUGCCAUCAACCCGGAAGCUGUUUGGUCUAGGCAUCCCGAGAUCUGGUACCAUAUUGUUCCUCAGGAUGCAAAGCUCAAGACUCUUCGUCUUUGCUGCAAUACUAUUGAUACUGGGAGACUAAAUGUGCUGUUUACCGAUUAAAGUCGGUGGAGGAACUCGAAUAUAC
Messenger RNA from Aaosphaeria arxii CBS 175.79, 1104 nucleotides. RefSeq lists its product as uncharacterized. Bases 168 to 1079 code for a protein of 303 amino acids. The record is from RefSeq and is a predicted model, not a curated record. NCBI's taxonomy places the organism in Eukaryota, Fungi, Ascomycota, Dothideomycetes, Pleosporales. The transcript has a single exon. Gene Ontology annotation, molecular function: protein binding.